AUGCCUCCUAUUAGACGAUCAAACCUUGGGCGACGUACACGUCGUGCAAUAAUUAGUCAGAAUGUCCGUGAUAAUCAAACGCACGAGGAAAGUGUAGAAGUAAAUGAAUGGAGACGUGCCCAUAUUGCACAGGUUCGCUCUGCACAAUCACCACCUCAAAUUCGACAGAAUAUUACUAGAAGAAGACCAGUCGUAAAUGUACACUUGAAUCGCGCUGCUUUCGAAUACGAUUCCGCAAUCGCCUACAAAGAUCUUCGCUGCGUUGAUAUCGGUUCAUUGUCUGUCGUAUGCCAGCAUUGUAAUGCAUUGAAGUUUCAAUCGGAAACCCCCGGCUUAUGCUGCGCUGGUGGCAAGGUGAAAUUGCCCGUUCUGACUCAUCCGCCAGAGCCAUUGUAUUCGUUUCUCUAUGGAAAUACAAUCCAAUCAAAACAUUUCCUGGCGAAUACACAAAAAUAUAACGGAUGCUUUCAAAUGACGUCAUUUGGAGCCGAAGUUGUUGAUCAACCCGGCUACAAUCCGAGUUAUAAGAUUCAAGGGCAAAUUCACCAUCGAGCGGGUGCUUUGUUACCACCACCAAACGAAGAUCAUAAAUUCCUUCAGAUCUAUUUCGUUGGUGAUUCGGCAAUUGAACUAAAUCAGCGUUGUGUAAUUUUUACUGCGACUAAACGUGAAAUGAUCGAACAAUUGCAAAAUCUUCUGCACGAGCAUAAUGAACUGGUCAGACUGUUCAAAACCGCAUUGGAUACAAUGCAUUCUGACGACCACAAAAUCAUUAUCAGAGCAGACAAAAGACCUGCUGGAGGCCAUGCAAGACAAUUCAAUGCUCCCACUAUCAAUGAAGUCGCAGUGGUGAUUGUUGGCGAGAAUGUGGAAUCACGCGAUAUUGUUCUCAAGCGUCGGAAUGGUGGACAAUUGCAGCGCGUGUACGAGACUCAUCGGUCAUAUGAUGCACUUCAAUACCCGUUGAUGUUCUGUCGUGGAGAGGAUGGCUAUCACUUCAAUAUAAAGAUGGUCAAUCCAACGACAGGAGAAGAAACGAAUAAGAAGGUCAGCUCAAUGAAUUUUUAUGCAUAUCGAUUGAUGAUUCGGCAAGAUGUUGACAAUCAUUUGUUGAGAUAUCGCCGGUUGUUUCAACAGUACUGCGUCGACAUGUACGUCAAGGUCGAAACGGAGCGUCUUAAUUUCAUUCGUUUCAAUCAGUUGAAGUUACGAUCAGACGAGUACAUCCACUUGCGGGACGCCAUCGCUACUGAAGGAGAUGCGACCAACAUCGGUUGUUUGACCAUUCUCCCAGCUACUUACGUUGGAAGCCCGCGCCACAUGCAUGAGUACGCUCAAGAUGCGAUGACGUACGUACGGAAUUACGGACGCCCCGAUUUAUUCAUCACGUUCACUUCCAAUCCGAAAUGGCCCGAAAUUACGAAUCUGUUGCUGACAGGACAAACAUCCAGCGAUCGACAUGAUAUCAUUGCACGAGUAUUCAAACAAAAGAUCAGAGUACUCAUGGAUUACAUCGUUAAGCAGAAGGUUUUUGGCGUACUCCGUUGUUGGAUGUACUCGGUUGAAUGGCAGAAGCGUGGUUUACCACAUGCACAUAUUCUGCUUUGGAUUUUCGACAAGAUCCGACCAGAUCACAUUGAUUCGAUCAUUUCUGCCGAAAUACCAGAUCCAGAAACUGAUCCGGAGCUGCAUUCCAUUGUGACAACGAACAUGAUACAUGGCCCUUGCGGAGUCCACAACCCAGACUCACCGUGCAUGGAAAACGGAAAUUGCACAAAGCGUUUUCCCCGUCCGUUGGUGGCUGACACAAUCAGUGGAAUCGACGGAUAUCCAUUGUAUCGGCGUCGUUCUCCAGAUGACAACGGCAGAUCAAUCGUGAUGAAAGUGAAAGGAAACGAUGUCGUCGUCGAUAACCGCUGGAUCGUUCCAUAUUGUCCACUUUUGUCAAAAACGUUCUCAACCCACUGCAAUGUUGAGUACUGCAACUCCAUCAAAUCUAUCAAAUACGUUUGCAAAUAUGUGAACAAAGGGAGCGACAUGGCGAUGUUUGGCAUUGCCGAUCCGAAUGCAAACGACGAGGUGACGAAAUUUCAACUUGGACGUUACGUGAGUUGUAACGAGGCAAUUUGGCGGCUGUUUUCAUUUCCGAUUCAUGAACGUCACCCGACUGUUGUACAUUUGGCAGUUCAUUUGGAGAACGGCCAGCGUGUAUACUUUACGGACGCAAAUGCAGCGCAAAGAGCAGAACGACCACCAGCGACAACAUUGACAAAUUUCUUUUCGACAUGCGAAAGCGAUCCGUUCGCAAGGACUUUACUCUAUUCGGAACUGCCACGCUAUUAUACAUGGAACGCAGCAUCGAAGAAGUUUCAACGCCGGAAGAAAGGUGAUUCUGUUGCUGGCUUCGCUGAUGUAUAUUCUACUGAUGCCCUCGGACGAAUAUACACAGUUCAUCCACGCCAAGACGAAUGCUUCUAUCUUCGCUUGCUUUUGGUAAACAUUAGAGGCCCUACAUCGUUCGAUUCCCUGCAUACUGUGGAUGGUGUGCUGUGUGCCACUUUUCGGGAGGCUUGCCAACGUUUGAAUUUGCUCGAAAACGAUACACAUUGGGACUCAACACUCGCCGAUGCAACUGUUUCUGCGCCAGCGAAUCAAAUUCGUACAUUGUUUGCGAUCAUCAUAGCUACAUGUCAUCCGUCGAACCCGACUGCAUUGUGGGACAAAUACAAGGACGAGAUGGCUGACGACAUUUUGCACAGAGUUCGCACGACAACUUCGAAUUUCGAUCUCGAAAUUAACGACGAGAUGCGCAACGAAGCAUUAGUUCUGAUCGAAGACAUCUGCGUGCUCAUGUGCGGCAGUCUGCUGUCGACAUUGGGAAUGCCAGCGCCAAAUCGUUCGCUGCACGAUGCAUUCAAUCGCGAAUUGCAACGGGAGCAAGAUUAUGAUCAAGAUGAGCUGGCCGAAAGAGUGCGAACAAAUGUGACGCUGUUGAAUGCCGAGCAGAAGAACGUGUACGAUUCGCUGAUGAAAGUUGUUGACGAUGGAACGGGAGGCAUUUACUUUCUCGAUGCUCCCGGUGGAACAGGCAAGACAUUUCUCAUUUCGUUGAUUCUGGCAAAAAUUCGGUCAAGAUCUCAAAUUGCGUUGGCUGUUGCAUCCUCUGGGAUUGCUGCCACAUUGUUGGAAGGCGGUCGAACUGCACAUUCUGCUUUUAAGCUGCCGAUGAAUGUUCUCACGGUUGACCAGCCAACGUGCACAUUGACCAAGAAUUCGGCGACAGCGAAAUUGAUGCGAGAAUGCAAAAUCAUCAUUUGGGAUGAAUGCACGAUGGCGCAUAAACGGGCUUUAGAGGCAGUUGACCGAACAAUGAAGGAUUUAAGAGGUGAUUCGAGACGAUUUGGUGGGGCUAUGAUAUUGCUCUCCGGAGAUUUUCGUCAAACGCUUCCCGUUAUCCCGAAAUCUACUGCUGCCGAUGAACUUAAUGCAUGCUUGAAAUCGUCGUCUUUAUGGCGGCAUGUCAAGAAGUUUAAAUUGACCACGAACAUGAGAGUCGCAUUGCAGAACGACCCGUCAGCUGCUGAAUUCUCGAGACAACUGCUGGCGCUUGGCAAUGGCCAAAUUCCUGUUGAUGUUUCGACUGGAUUGGUAUCGUUCCCGGCAAAUUUUUGCGAGUUCACAUCGUCGAAGGAGGAACUCAUCACCAAAGUGUUCCCCGGAAUUGCACAAAAUUAUAAAAAUCUCGAUUGGAUUAGUGAACGGGCAAUACUAGCAGCGAAGAAAAAAGAUGUCGAUAGCUUGAAUUUCAUUAUUCAAAGUCAAAUAGCUGGAGAACUGCAUUCGUACAAAUCCGUUGACAGCGUGACCGACGAGGAUGAAGCGACCAACUAUCCGACGGAAUUUUUGAACUCGCUUGAUGUACCAGGAACUCCGCCGCAUAAUUUACAGCUGAAG
Messenger RNA from Rhagoletis pomonella (apple maggot), 3954 nucleotides. RefSeq lists its product as uncharacterized. NCBI's taxonomy places the organism in Eukaryota, Metazoa, Arthropoda, Insecta, Diptera, Tephritidae. The transcript is spliced from 3 exons. Gene Ontology annotation, molecular function: DNA helicase activity. Gene Ontology annotation, biological process: DNA repair; telomere maintenance. The annotation marks the transcript as partial. The record is from RefSeq and is a predicted model, not a curated record.